AUCGUCAUUCCUUUAUUACAUACCUAUAGCACCUAUAGCACCUACAUAUGCAUACCAAUGUAGUAUAUAGUAAAAGGUCGAAUGCGAUAGCCAAGUCUCGAAGUUUGCGGUCUAUGGGCCAGUAAUCUACAUACUUGCUAUCCAUAAGCAGGAUGGCUUCAAUGCUGGAGUUCCGCACACCCGGCUGGAAUCCUUAUGCCGUCAAGUACUCGCCCUACUACGACUCGCGCAUCGCUGUCGCAACCGCCGCAAACUACGGCAUCGUAGGCAAUGGCCGUGUCUUUUGCCUAGGCUUGGGACCCCAAGGUAUCCAGGUUGAGAAAACCUUCGACACGAACGAUGCUCAGUAUGACCUCGCUUGGUCCGAGAUUAACGAGAACCAGCUACUGGUCGCAUGCGGCGAUGGCUCCAUAAAGCUCUAUGACAUGAAUGUGAACGACUUCCCCAUAAUGAAUUUUCAUGAGCACAAGCGAGAGGCCUUCUCGGUAGCGUGGAGUCCUGUCACUAAAGACACAUUUGCGUCUAGUUCUUGGGACGGCACUGUCAAAAUCUGGUCGCCAGCGAGAAAGGAUUCCAUCCAAACUCUUCCCGUCGGGAACUGUACCUAUAGCACAGCUUAUUGCCCUUCCAAUCCAUCUCUCAUCUCCGCUGUCUCCACCGACUCGCAUUUGCGCCUAUUCGACCUUCGAACGCCGGCCAGUGCCCAAUACCACUUGACAGCCAAGAUUCCAGUUCACGUCCCGUCUCCUGCCCCACUCCCACAAGGACCCUCCCCUCCUGCCGUGCCGGGUGAGAUCUUGACGCAUGACUGGAACAAAUACAACCACACAGUGAUCGCAACCGGAGGCGUGGAUAGAGUGAUACGGACGUUUGACAUACGGAACCCUUCUGGCGGGCCCGCUUCCGUGAUGAUGGGCCACGAGUAUGCGGUCCGAAGGCUAGCGUGGAGCCCGCACGCCAGCGAUAUACUCGUCAGUGCAAGCUACGACAUGACAGUACGUCUGUGGACGGAUGGGUCCACGAUGCCAGCCCAACAGGCUUCUCCGGUCAAGGCCGGGAUUCAACUUGGUAUCAUGAACAGGCAUACCGAAUUCGCCACCGGCGUUGACUGGUGUCUGUUCGGUGUUGGGGGUUGGGUGGCUACCGUUGGUUGGGAUGAGAGGGUACUCUUGUGGGAUGCAAACGCGAUGUUGCGGGGACAGGCAUAACCAUAGCUGUUGGAAAGUCAAGGUAGAAAGGAUAAGACUCAUGUGCGCCGUAUAUGAAAAUAUUGCAUUGGGGGCGUUCAGGAAGGUUCCGAGGGAUUGUGUUACUAGUGACUAGUGAUAACCUACCGUGUUUUAGACAUAUCCAAUGUAUAUUGGUUUGCAUGUGGGUUCAAUAGACGGAAACUCGAAGUUUUGGGUACCGCAU
Hypoxylon fragiforme is the source of this 1413-nucleotide messenger RNA. RefSeq names its product peroxisomal targeting signal 2 receptor. The coding region runs from base 153 to 1208 and encodes 351 amino acids. The record is from RefSeq and is a predicted model, not a curated record. NCBI's taxonomy places the organism in Eukaryota, Fungi, Ascomycota, Sordariomycetes, Xylariales, Hypoxylaceae. Gene Ontology annotation, molecular function: protein binding. Gene Ontology annotation, cellular component: peroxisomal matrix; cytosol. The transcript has 3 exons. Gene Ontology annotation, biological process: protein import into peroxisome matrix.